AUGGGAGCUGGUCCUUCGUACAAGGUAGGCCCAGAGGAUGUCAUGGGCAAGUUGGUCCCGAUCUUGAUCGAUGCAGCUCGACAGGGCACCAAGAAGUACGUUGUCGAUGGCAAGAAGUUUGCUCCGUUCGGAAUGGUUCCGCACCAAGUGCAGCCGACGAAGGUGUCCACUUUCCAAGCAAGUGGUGACGGUGACGAUCCGCCCGAGAAGGUUGAUUUGAGGCACUACAUGUCCCCCGUCGAGGAUCAAUCUCAGACCAACAGCUGCUGCGCAAACGCCGUGGCCGGUGCUUACGAGUACAUCAACGUACGUGAGGCCAAGAGGAGAGGGGAUACCACAGCUGACAUUUCGCGCAUGUUCAUCUACUACGUGGGCCGGAAGAAGGACCAGAUGACCUUCCACGAGGACACUUCCAUAUCACCGAAGGACGAAGGCAUGACCUUGGGAGGUGCCAUCAGUGCCCUGCAGGUGAAGGGAGCCUGCCUCGAAAAGAACUGGCCUUUCGAGCUGUCGCGUGUAAACGCCACGCCUAGCCCAGAUUGCUUUAAUGAGGCUGUCAGAUACAAGGUUGCUGAGUCCAAGGAAGUGCCUGUGGAUCUUGAUUCCAUGAGAGAAUGCUUGGCAGAAGGCCAUCCCAUUGUCUUCGGCCUGAAGCUGACUGCCCAGUUUUUCAGGCCACUUCCGGGCGGUGGCAUCAAGACGCCAGAUCCUUCAGAUCCCCAAUCCUCCGAACAUGGGCUUCAUGCCAUGCUCAUUGUGGGUUACAAUGAUCGGCAGGAAUGCUUCAUCAUUCGGAACAGUUGGGGCACGUCUUGGGGUGACCGUGGGUAUGCCUACGUCCCCUACGACUACAUCUGCAACUCUAACUUCAAUUUCCUUGGACAGUAUGCAAUUAUGGGCCUCACGGACUCAGACUUCACGCCAGACCCAGACGAUGGUCAAGACUACAACUACCAGGGUGAUGGAGAUGAAAGCGUGGAAUUUGAGGAGGUGGAAGACGAUGAAGAUGAUGAUGAUGUUCCAGAUGAUUUUGACCCUGCCGAGCAGUUUGACCAGCGCAAUGAGGCAGAGCGUGUCUUCAGGAUGUUCGAGGGCGGGGAUGGCAGGAUCGACCAGAAAGAGCUCUUCAAUUGCUUCAUUUGCAACGGCAUCUUUGUCAUGCCGGCUCAAAUCCCUAAAAUCCUGGCAGAUCAUGACCUCGACAACACUGGCACCCUCGAGUUCGAGGAAUUCUACAACCUCAUGCAAACUGUCCAGGGAAGGAAGGGACACUUCUGCGGCUUUUAA
Molecule: messenger RNA, 1287 nt
Organism: Symbiodinium pilosum
Lineage: Eukaryota; Dinophyceae; Suessiales; Symbiodiniaceae
Source: the annotation of a GenBank genome assembly